Messenger RNA from Talaromyces atroroseus, 588 nucleotides. Its product is annotated as Ubiquitin-conjugating enzyme E2 8. The transcript is spliced from 8 exons. The record is from RefSeq and is a predicted model, not a curated record. Bases 1 to 588 code for a protein of 195 amino acids. Gene Ontology annotation, cellular component: nucleus. Lineage: Eukaryota; Fungi; Ascomycota; Eurotiomycetes; Eurotiales; Trichocomaceae. Gene Ontology annotation, biological process: ubiquitin-dependent protein catabolic process; protein polyubiquitination. Gene Ontology annotation, molecular function: ubiquitin conjugating enzyme activity.
AUGAGUAGCCCUAAGAGGAGAAUUGAGGCGGAUGUGAUGAAGAUGUUGAUGAGUGACUAUGAGGUGACAUUGGUGAAUGACAAUACUUAUCUCGCCAUCUACUUUAGGACGAUAUUGCAGGAAUUCUAUGUGCACUUUAAAGGUCCUGAAGAAACGCCAUUUUCAGGUGGUCACUGGAAAAUUCAUGUCGAGCUACCCGAUCAAUAUCCAUACAAGAGCCCCAGCAUAGGUUUCGUGAACCGCAUUUUCCAUCCGAAUAUUGAUGAGCUAUCUGGAUCGGUCUGCCUGGAUGUCAUCAACCAAACCUGGUCACCUAUGUAUGACAUGAUCAACAUUUUCGAAGUCUUUUUGCCACAGUUAUUGCGCUACCCCAACCCAUCUGACCCGCUAAACGGGGAAGCUGCAGCGUUGAUAAUGCGAGAUCCCAAGAAUUACGAAAACAAAGUCCGAGAUUACGUCGCCAAAUAUGCAAGCAAAGACGCAGCGGAAGAAGGUGGCGAAGACACUGAGUCGGAAGACGAGUUGAGCUCUGUCGGGAGCUACGAGUCCGGCGGCGAAGAACCAGCCGGUACGAUGGACGAUGUCUGA